Messenger RNA from Pseudonaja textilis, 4548 nucleotides. Lineage: Eukaryota; Metazoa; Chordata; Lepidosauria; Squamata; Elapidae. The record is from RefSeq and is a predicted model, not a curated record.
UUAAAACUAGCAUUUCAGUGCAGUUUUCAUCCCAGCUGGUUUACUAUGGGAGCCUAUCAUCUGGAGUUUUAUUUUUGUUUUCUAUGUACGUAUAUAUUUUGCUUUUGAUGCUAUGGUAUUUUGAUUAGCCAUUACUGACUUUUCCUUUUUGUCUGAUGUUAAAGAUGCCCUCAAAGAAAUAGAUUAAGAAAAGUGUAAUGAUAUGUAAUGCUGUUUAGUAUAAACUAUGAUACUUUGUAGCAUUGAUACUGUGGCAUAAUAGCAUUUUGUACUGUGGAUUUUUAUCAGUUGUAACUGACCAAAAAGAAAGCUUUGAUCUCUAGCACUGAACUCUAAUAUCAGAUAAAAACUUGAAGUUCAAUUCUAUAUAUGUUUAUUGUGUAAUAAUUUAUAUUGUAUACAUUGGAACUUCACAAUUCAUGCUGUGCCACAAAGAAAUUAAGUGUACAGUUCAUUGCAUGCAUAUAUUGAAUUGAUAAAUAUGUGGACGUGUUAUUGUUUCUUCUUUAGUAACUUUAAAACCAUAUGGAACAUUCAAUUGAUAAGUCACUUGGUUUUUUUCUUCCUUUUUUAAAAUAGUUUAUUUCUUCCAAAAUGGCUUGUUCCAGAACUUGCUCAGGGGAAAAUGGAGAACAGGCCACUUCACAGAAUAACAGUGGUGAUAAUGAGAGGCAAUGGCAGCAGGAACGCCUCAACAGAGAGGAAGCUUAUUAUCAAUUCAUUAAUGCACUUAGUGAUGAAGACUACAGGUUAAUGAGGGAUCGUAACCUACUUGGGACUCCAGGGGAAAUAACAGCAGAUGAGCUACAGCAACGUUUGCAAAGUGCAAAGGAAAAUCAGUCAUCCCAGUCUGAGCCAGAAAAUAGAGAAUGGGAAGAUUCAGAGGCGCUUGGGGAAAACAUAACCAGCAACUCUUUGCUUGAGUGGCUGAACACAUUUCAUCAUACAGGAAAUUCCACACAUAGUGGCCAGAGUGGAAACCAGAGUUGGAGAGCUGUAAGCCAGGCAAACCCAAGUAGUGGAGAAUUCCGAUUUAGUCUUGAAAUAAAUAUAAACCACGAACAGAACAAUGAUACUACUCCCGGGGAACAACUGAAUGAGUUCUUACAUGGCCAUUCCAGUAGAAUGCAUAUGGAAAAUAGACCUGUAAUUGCAAAUAGCCCAGUAGCCAGCCGAACUAGGAGCAGGACAUUAGCUAAUUCUGUUGGCCAUGGAUUUGUCUCAUCAGGAAUUGGAAACACUAGUGGUUUGCUGACUCAGAAUGCUGAAGAAAAUUCUCGAUUCUUCUCUGGUAGACUUGGAGCUAGAAGUUCAGCAAGUUCAACACCUAACAGCCUUUUAGACGACAAUGAACACAACAUCAUUAGGCAGAGGAGAACACAAAGAGUGACUCCAGUAAGAUAUCACAGAGGGAGAGCAAGAACUCGAAGAAAUUCAAGGCAAAGGACGGAAGUUUUAAGAUUAAGAUCAACUUUUAGAGGCCAAUUCCAAUCUCUAUUGGAAAAUGGGCAACCAGUCAAUAUACAACAAAUGCAUGCGGGAGCUAAUAGGGCACACACAACCCAGCCUUCUCCAGAACAAACGGAGGAACAAGCAUCAUCGCUCGGUAUAACUUUGGAAGAGGAAGAAUCAGUAAGAGAUGUAGCUGCAUCUAGAAGGCAUCCUAGUAUUACAUUAGAUCUUCAGGUGAGGAGAAUUCGUUCCAGAGAAAAUAGAGAUCGUGACAGUAUUGCUUCUAGAACUCGUUCGAGAGCAGGCACGGCAGACAACUUGGUGACUCUCGAAAGUGAUAACGAAGGAUUUAUUCAGAAUGUUUCACGAUCUGAAUAUGCAGGAGUACGGACAUACGUUAACACUAUACGGAUACCUCUUCAUAGGGCAUCAGAUUCUGGACUUGGUGAGUCUUCAUCAGUGGCUGUCAGAUCAAUUUUAAGGCAAAUUAUGACUGGAUUUGGAGAGCUAAGCUCUUUAAUGGAUACAGAAACAGGUUCUGAAGCUGAGAGGAAUAGUCAGCACUUGUCAGAAGUACAGCCCCCAGUGCCUAACUUAGAAACUUUAAAUAAUACUGAUGUAUUUAAUGCAACUUUGCCUAGGGAUAGAUUAACUGAACAAGAUAGCAGGCAGGGAGAAACAAAUUCUAUCCAACACCAUCAAAAUAAUAAUACCCCAAAUAGCAGAGCUGCUUCAUUUGUUGAAAAUGGAACACUUCCCAUCCUUCGCCUUGUACCUUAUCUUUUAUUAGAAGAAGAUUCCAGUGACAACUUGAGAGGGUUGACCAAAGACCAGAUUGAUAAUCUUUCUACCCGGAAUUAUGAGAUUCCCCAUUCAGAAGAUGAUGAAAUAAGUAAGACGUGCAGCGUCUGCAUUAAUGAAUAUGUUGUAGGAAACAAGCUAAGGCAGUUACCAUGCAUGCAUGAGUUCCAUUUUCAUUGUAUUGAUCGGUGGCUUUUUGAAAAUUCCACUUGCCCAAUUUGUCGGCAACCUGUAGUAACUUAAUAUCGCAGGCAGUAGAAGAAUCCUCAAAUCCAGAGGCCUCUUUUUUUUUUCUUUUAACUGACUUUGAAUAAUAAAAGAGGGUGUUUUAAAUAUGUUUAAAGUAAGAGAAAAUCUGAUGGUUUGCUAAGGAUCGACCUAACCUCCAAGUACAGAUAUAAGAGGUAUAAGAGUAAAUAUUCAAAUUACCUUAAUGAAAUUAUAUUUUUCUAUAUAAUUUUGUUAUGCAUAGCACUUGUGUAAUUCAGGAGCUUAUGUUAUUAAUAGCAUACUUUUUAUUGAGAUUUCCAUUUGUUUUCUGCAGUUAUAAAGUAAUGUUAUUGCUCUAUUAAUAAUCCCCCUUUUAAGUUGCCAAAGAACGAAGAUUGGAGCAUCUGGCAAAAAGGUACUUGCUAUUUGAAGUGCUUUUCAUAUACAAUGUAUAUUUUUAUGGACUACACUGAACAUUUGGCUUUAUUUAUUUGUUUUAUAGAAGUAUUGCAUGCUUUUUAUACAGUUUCUCAUUGACACAUUAAGGUUUAAAUCUUAAGACCAAUUGAAAUUCAAUUCACUCGACUGAUUUGGGCAGUCCGUAUUUUAGCAUAUACAGGCAUAAGGUUAGAGUGGAUGAUUGCUAAUCCUUACUCGCCACUUCUCUAGUCAGUUCAGAACAUUCAGAAAGGAGUGUAUAUUUAAUAUGGCCUUGCAACACUUUGGAUACAAAAGGAAAAUGAUGCUUUGGAAUGUUGCAGGAAUGUUCAUGUGACCCUAGGCAACUUCUUGAAAGUGUAGUGUCUUUUCUUUGGCCAUACACCCAUCUUCGUUCCAGAUUAGCAUAAUCACAGUUUAGCCUUGGGAAAGAGGCUUUAGUUAAAAGAGUUGUCAAAAGAUGACUGAUACCCAAGCGCAGCACUGUGUUCCUUUCAAAUCCAAAGCACUGCACACCCAACAUAUUUAAUGCAUUUGACACACAUGAAGACAGACUAAUUUUAAAAGAAUUUUAAUUUGUACAUGAACAAGGGCAACAAUCAUACUUCCUUAACACCAUGCAUGGUUCCUUUUUUAUAAGCAACACUAUCAGUUUGCUGUGAACAAAAAGCAUGUAAUUAUUAUAUUAAAAUGGAGAAUUUCCAGAGGAUUUUGUUAAGAGAGAAUGUACUGUAAGAUAUCAGAAACAUCUGUAUUCUUGGGUUGAAAGCAUAUUAUAUCAAUACCUGAUAAAUAAAACUACAAAAAUGGAAAAGUUGUGAAUCAUUUAUGUCAUCUAAAAUAUGAGUGACAACAUUGAGGUAUUGCUUGUUCCUUUCUUGCAGCUAGUUGAACCUGUUGAGCUUGGUUUGUAGUAAAUAGCUUAAAGACAAGUGUAUAUCAAUUAAUUUUAGAAUAUCUUGUAUGUUGUUUCCCCAUAGAAUGGGUUGAACAGUCUAGGGAGCCACAGCAUUUCCUGAAAUAAUUUUUCUCUUGCAGUAGUACAUAUGGUAUCUUUUUGAUCACAGUAAACAUGGACAAGCAGUCCACUCCAGAUGUUAAAAUGAUAAAAUGCAAUAGCACUUAAACUUACAUACUACUUUGUAGGGCUUUACACUAUGUGUGGAUCACAGGUGGUCUUUCCUUUUUCUCUCCUUUCUUAUAUCCAACAAAAAUAUUGUUCAGUGGAUCUCCUUUUAUUGUUUCCUCAAUUUAAAAAACCCUAAACAAAUGUUUCCUGUUCUUUAUCUAUAUUGCUCUCUAGCGUCAACAAACAACAGAAUAUUAAACCAGAAUACAAAGUAGAACACAGAAAUCUGUAUUUGGUAGGUAGUCCUUGAAUUAGAACCAAAACUGAGCCUGGAAUUUUGGUUGUAAGUCAUUAAGGUUGUUGAACAUGUAACCUGACUCAAUUUUACAAUAGUUUUUGCAAUGUUAUUAAGCAAGUCACUGGUGGUUAAGCAAAUCACAUGGUUGUUUAAUGUUGUUAAGUGAAUCCAGCAUAUCCAAUGGGCAUUUUUGUUAUUCUCUAAUGCAAAACAUUAAAAAAGUUGCAAAUUUCAGUCACACAAUCAUGAUUGCUAAGUGAUCACGGGAUGUAUGUGUGUG